UUUUUUUUUUAUCUUGCUUUCUCUUUAAUUACUACCUUUUGUUUUAAAAGAAAAAAAAAUUUUUUUUUCUUUUUUAACCGACAAAAAAACACAUUUAUCUUACCUUUUUUUUUGUUUUCGCUCUAUCCUAUCUUUUCAUAUUACAUUAAUAUAUUAUAUUAAAGAUGCCUGCCACUGCUGCUGCUCAAAAAAAUACUAAGAGCGAUAUUCAAUCUAAAAAGAUGAAUGUUGUUGUCCAUCAAGCUGAUUCUAAGGUAGCUAAGGAAAUCGUUGCUAAGCUUUCUUCUGAUGCUGAUCGUGAGUCUGCUGCCGAAGAACUUGCUGCUUUUGUUCAAUCCAACGGUGUCCUUUCCCUUGUUAAGUGCAAUAUCACCACAGCUCUUGCUAAGGAAUUCGGUAACAAGAAGAAUGCUGGUGCUCGUCAAGGUGCUGUUGCUGCUUUUGCUGCUUUGACUAACAAUUCUCUUGAAGGUCAAGUUGAACCUUUCAUCUUACCUUUCUUAUCUAACUUGUUGGAACUUCAAGCCGAUAAGCAAGUUGCAGUCAAGAAUGCUGCUCUCGAAGCUGCUAAAAAUUUCAUCGCUAAAAUGAACCCUUACGCUUGUCCUCUUACUAUCCCUUCUAUUCUUGAAGGUCUUGGUAAUUCUUGCAAAUGGCAAACAAAGAUGCUUGCUCUUGAACUCUUGGUCAAUAUGACCGAAUUACACCCCAAGGAAUUCUUUGUUGCUAUCCCUGAUGUCAUCCCUGUUGUUUCUGAUUGUAUGUGGGAUACUAAGACUGACGUCAAGAAACAAGCUACUGAAACCAUGGCUGCUAUUUGUAAACUCAUUGAAAACAAGGAUAUUGAACGUUUUAUUCCUGCUGUCAUCACUUGUAUCAAUCAUCCUGAGAAUGUUCCUGAAACUAUUCACUUGCUUGGUGCUACUACUUUCGUUCAAGAAGUUGACUCUGCUACUCUCUCUAUCAUGGUCCCUCUCUUGAACCGUGGUUUGAAUGAACGUGCUACUCCUAUCAAGCGUAAGUCUGCUUUGAUUAUUGACAAUAUGUCUAAGCUUGUCGAUGAUCCCGAUGUUGCUGCUCCUUUCUUGCCUCUUCUUUUACCUGCUCUUGAAAAGGUACAAGAUGUUGUUGCUGAUCCUGAAUGUCGUGGUGUCGUCCAAAAGGCUUUGGCUACCCUUCAACGUGUUGGUAACCCUGCUACUGAAGUCUUCACAAAGGUUCAAAAGCAAGAAAAGGUCGAAAAAUCUAUCAAGGAACUCUUACCUACUGAUCUUGAUGCUGCUUUUACCCCUACCGUCAAGUACAUGAAUGACGUUGCUCUUAACCUUUGUGUUGCUAAAAACUUCUUCAAGAACGUUUGGGUUGCCUCUCUCGCUCCUUAUGCCAAGUCCUUCUAUGUUGCUGCUGAUGCUGAGAAUCUUGCCUUUGCUGCCUUGAACAAGUGUGAGGAAGCUGUUACACCCAAGGAUCCUGAGGAGGAAGAUGAUGAAGGUGAAGAUCUCUGUAACUGUGAGUUCUCCCUUGCUUAUGGUGCCAAGAUCUUAUUGAACCGUACUGCUCUUCGUCUUAAGCGUGGUCGUCGUUAUGGUCUCUGUGGUGCUAACGGUUGUGGUAAGUCUACCUUGAUGCGUGCUAUUGCUAAUGAACAAGUUGAAGGCUUCCCCCCUCGUUCUGAACUUAAGACCGUCUACGUCGAACACGAUAUUGAUGGUUCUGAAGCUGAUACUCCUCUUGUUGACUUCAUUUUGGCCUCUGAUGGUGUUGAAACAAAGGAUCGUGAAGAAGUUCGUAAGAUUCUUUUGGACUAUGGUUUCACUGAACAAAUGGUUACCAAGAUGGCUAUUGGUGAACUCUCUGGUGGUUGGAAGAUGAAGCUCGCUCUUGCUCGUGCCAUGUUGAUGAAUGCUGAUAUUCUCUUGUUGGACGAACCUACUAAUCACUUGGAUGUUGUUAACGUUGCUUGGUUGGAGAAUUACCUCUUGGGUCUCAAGACUGUCACCUCUAUCAUUGUCUCUCACGAUUCUGGUUUCUUGGAUCAUGUUUGUUCUGAUAUCAUUCACUAUGAGCCCAACUAUAAGCUUAAGCGUUAUAAGGGUAACUUGUCUGAAUUCGUCAAGAAGGUUCCUCGUGCCGCUUCUUACUACUCCCUUGAAGCCACUCAAAUCUCCUUCAAGUUCCCUGAACCUGGUUUCCUUGAAGGUAUCAAGACUAAGGAACGUGCUAUCUUGAAGAUGAAGAACGUUGACUUCCAAUACCCCGGUACUGAUCGUAAGCAAUUGAUUGAUAUCUCCAUGCAAUGUUCUCUUGCCUCUCGUGUUGCCGUCAUCGGCCCCAAUGGUGCUGGUAAGUCUACAUUGAUCAAAUUGUUGACGGGUGAAAUUGAAUCAGAAAUUGGUACUGUUUGGAAGCAUCCUAACUUGCGUAUUGCCUAUGUUGCUCAACAUGCCUUCCACCAUAUUGAGAAGCACUUGGACAGUACUCCCAAUGAAUACAUUCAAUGGCGUUAUGCUACUGGUGAAGAUCGUGAAGAACUUGACAAAAACGACCGUAUGAAUGCUGAUACUAAUAAGAAGUUGGCUGAACAAGUUUUCAUCAUUGAUGGUGAGAAGCGUAUCGUCGAAGCCCUUGUCGGUCGUCGUAAGCUUAAGCAAUCCUAUGAAUACGAAGUCUCUUGGGUCGGUCGUUCCUCUGUUGAUAACACCUGGAUCUCUCGUCAAAAGCUUGAAGACAUGGGUUUCGGUAAGAAGAUUGCUGAAGUUGACUCUGCUGAAGCUGCCAAGAUGGGUCUUAACCGUCCCUUGACCUCCAAGGAAAUUGAAAAGCAUUUGGCUGAAAUAGGUCUUGAACCCGAAUUUGCUACUCACUCUCGUAUUCGUGGUCUCUCUGGUGGUCAAAAGGUCAAGUUGGUCAUCGGUGCUGCCAUGUGGAACAAGCCUCACAUGUUGGUUCUUGACGAACCUACUAAUUACUUGGAUCGUGAAUCUCUUGGUGCACUUGCUCAAGCUAUCAAGGAAUACGGUGGUGGUGUUGUGAUUGUUACUCACAACCGUGAAUUCUCUGAAGCUCUUUGUACUGAAGUUUGGAAGGUUGACAAUGGUCGUUUAACUCCUUCUGGUCACAACUGGGUUUCUGGUAACGGUACUACUGUUAUUAAGGAACAAGAAGCUGAAGAUAUGGUUGAUGCUCAAGGUAACACCGUUAAGGCUGUUGAAAAGAAGAAGAAGUUAACUUCCAAGGAACUUCGUAAGAAGAAGAAGGAGCGUAUGGAACGUCGUAAGCGUGGUGAAGAAGUCUACACAACUGAUGAAGAAUUGUAA
This is a messenger RNA of Cokeromyces recurvatus, 3317 nucleotides long. Its product is annotated as P-loop containing nucleoside triphosphate hydrolase protein. Gene Ontology annotation, molecular function: ATP binding; translation elongation factor activity; ATP hydrolysis activity. The record is from RefSeq and is a predicted model, not a curated record. The coding region runs from base 165 to 3317 and encodes 1050 amino acids. NCBI's taxonomy places the organism in Eukaryota, Fungi, Mucoromycota, Mucoromycetes, Mucorales, Mucoraceae. The transcript has a single exon.